GACCUUUCAUGAACGAGAGUGUGGAGUGUCUCGUCGCGGGAACAGAACCGAGGAAAAAAGAGGUUUAUAAAAAGUACGGAAUAAAUAGUUAAAAUAAUGUCGCAGGACGAGAGAUUUGACGGGAUGCUGAUGGCGAUAGCCCAGCAGUGUGAGGGAGGCAUACACGAGAUGUUAGACGUCAUCUUUAGUUUCCUGGAACGCAAGACAGAUUUUUACGUAGGAGGCGGUGAUGGAGCAGCGGAAAAGAUUAUCCAGGAGAAGUUCCACACGUAUAACAAGAUGGCACUGAAGAAGAAGAAAGAGCAGGAUGCAGAGAAGAAGAGAAUAGAGGCAGAAAGAAAGAAGAAGUUGGAGGAAAAAAGAAAGAAGGAGGAAGAGGAGAGAAAAAAAGUAGAGGAAGAGCCCAAAAUAAAGGAACUGACAGAUGAGGAAGCAGAGAAAUUACAAGCAGAGCUGGAUAAGAAGAAGGAAGGAGAUCAGCAGACAACUGAGAGUGCAGCUGCUGCAAAAGAUGAAGAGAAAGAAAAGUCUGGGAGUGAUGAAGAAGAAGAUGAAGAAGACAAAGGAAAGAUGAAGCCCAACGCUGGUAACGGAGCAGACAUGCCCAACUACAGGUGGUCACAGACACUGGGAGAGAUCGAGUUAAAAGUCCCCUUCAACGUGACCUUCCCAGUGAAGAGUAAGGACGUUGUCUGUGAGAUUAAGAAGCAUUCCCUGAAGGUGUCUCUGAAGGGACAUCCUCCCAUCAUCGACGACAAGUUUCCUCAUGAGAUCAAGAUGGAGGAAUCCUUCUGGACCAUCGAGGACAGGAAGCUGCUCAUGGUCCAUCUGGAGAAGGUGAAUCAAAUGGAAUGGUGGGAUAGGAUUGUGACCUCUGACCCACCAAUCAACACCAAGAAAGUCAACCCAGAGAACUCCAAGUUGUCAGACCUUGAUGGAGAGACCAGAUCCAUGGUGGAGAAGAUGAUGUAUGACCAGAGACAGAAGGCCAUGGGACUGCCCACAUCAGAGGAGCAGAAGAAACAGGACGUCCUCAAAAAGUUUAUGGAGCAGCAUCCAGAGAUGGACUUCUCUAAGGCAAAGUUCUGUUAAAGACAGAAGCAACAAGGCUGGCUGUGAAAGAGACCUAAAGACUGCUACACAGUCCAUCCAUUGCAACUAGAUGUAGACAAUGUUACAUGCAGAUACAUAGAUGUAACUGUUGCUUAAAACAGAUUAAUGUACAUUGUACAUGGAAGUAGAAUAGAUGAAAAGCCAAAAUAAUGCACA
Branchiostoma belcheri (Belcher's lancelet) is the source of this 1269-nucleotide messenger RNA. Its product is annotated as nuclear migration protein nudC-like. Gene Ontology annotation, biological process: protein folding. NCBI's taxonomy places the organism in Eukaryota, Metazoa, Chordata, Leptocardii, Amphioxiformes, Branchiostomatidae. Gene Ontology annotation, cellular component: cytoplasm. The transcript is spliced from 9 exons. The record is from RefSeq and is a predicted model, not a curated record. Bases 97 to 1092 code for a protein of 331 amino acids.